Messenger RNA from Dufourea novaeangliae, 1150 nucleotides. RefSeq names its product hemK methyltransferase family member 1 (gene HemK1). Gene Ontology annotation, molecular function: protein methyltransferase activity; nucleic acid binding. The record is from RefSeq and is a predicted model, not a curated record. Gene Ontology annotation, cellular component: mitochondrion. NCBI's taxonomy places the organism in Eukaryota, Metazoa, Arthropoda, Insecta, Hymenoptera, Halictidae. The coding region runs from base 85 to 1146 and encodes 353 amino acids. Gene Ontology annotation, biological process: protein methylation. The transcript has 5 exons.
AAUGCUUUGAUAACACAUCGUGCCGUCUCGUACGAUGAACUUUGAUUACAAAUUCAUUUCAACAUUGACAACGAAUUACUUUUUAUGAAUGUUACCACAAUGUUAACUCGAAGUAUCUUGAGUGCACGUACUUUCGCCGGCAUAGUGAAUAUUGAAGCACGUUUAUAUCGUACUAAAAGUAUCACGUUUUGCCGACCGACGCGACGUCUGUAUACAGUAAAUGCACAAUGCUCCAAUGUUGGUGAAAUUAUCAAACAAUGGAGCCAGCGGUUUGAAAACGAAGGUGUUCCAGAACCCGUCGAAUCGAUCGAAUACAUCGUCGCACAUGUUUUAGGUAUUAAAAAGCCUGUAAAUCUUACAUUUGCAAAACAUGAGGAACUUACCUUAGAUCAAUGUAAUAAAUUGGAGACAUUGUGCGAAUGCAGGUUGUCUAGAAUGCCAGUUCAGUACAUAAUUGGGGAAUGGGACUUUCGAGAUAUUACAUUAAAAUUAGUCCCACCAAUUUUUAUCCCUCGACCAGAAACUGAGAUACUAGUCGAUUUUGUAUUAAAGAGGAUAGGUGCUUCACAAAACAGUAGACAGGAGGUUCUAGAAGUUGGAUGUGGUUCUGGAGCAAUAUCUCUUGCAAUAGCACAUGCUAAUAAAACUGUAAAUUGUGUAGCAAUAGACACAAACCGACAAGCUUGUGAAUUAUGUAUGGAAAAUCGAGAUGCACUAGACUUAAAAAACCAGGUUCAUAUUGUACAUGCAACUGUUACAGACAAUGGAACAGUUCAACUUUCAGACAUAUUAAGUGGAUCUGAGAACCUUGAUUUAAAUUCAAAGACUUUUGAUUUUAUAGUUAGCAAUCCUCCAUAUAUAUGUACUCAUCAGAUACCUGCAUUAGAACCUGAAAUUAAAAUUUAUGAAGAUUUAAGAGCAAUUAAUGGAGGAGAUGAUGGUUUAAAAGUUAUUAAGCCUUUAUUAAAAUAUGCUGCUGCAGCUUUAAAGCCUGGAGGACGUUUAUUCUUAGAAGUUGAUGCAAGUCAUCCAGAGUACAUAAAAUUUUUUACUGAAAAGUACCCUAAUUUCAAGUUGCAGUACGAACACACGUACAAAGAUUUUUGUAAUUUUCAUCGAUUUGUUGAAGUAUUAAAAAUAGCUUAAAAUU